GAAAAAGGGAAUGAUUCCGUGGCAGGUUAGAAUUGAAAGAAAGGAAUUGAGAGAGGACGAACUGAGAAGAUGGGGCCACUCGUGAGGUGGAACAUUAAUAAGUAGUCAUUGGAUACUGAGUGCUGCUCAUUGUUUUAAAGAUUUAAAAAAACAUAAAGUGAACUAUGAAGACUUUAGAGUAUAUGUCGGGGACCACAGCCGGACAAAACCUGAUGUGUAUGAGCAAAGAUUUGACAUUGAAUAUUUGGUCAAACACAGGCAGUAUAGUGAAACAGACAGAGAAGUUCACCCUGACCCCAAUGACAUAGCGUUACUCAAAAUUAAAUCAAUGUCUGGUGAUGGUGCAGUUUUUAAUGAUUACGUGCAGCCAGCAUGCCUACCGGGAGAGAAUGAUCCUCUUAACUAUGGAAUGCAAUGUGAGGUCUCUGGUUGGGGAAUUCUCCGUGAAGGGGGACAUGUUAUGUCAGAUUAUCUGAUGUUCGGUAAAGUUCCAAUAGUAAAUGAAAGGAAGUGUGAAGAAAUGUAUAACGACAUUAAAAGUGAAAUGGAUUUACAAAGAAUGUUCUGCGCCGGUGACGGCAAAAUUGGUACUGAUACAUGCCAAGGCGAUUCAGGUGGACCUCUUGUCUGUGAUAUGAAUGACAGAAACACCGUUAUUGGAAUUACAUCCUGGGGUAGAGGCUGUGGGCGACCUGAUGCUCCCGGAGUAUACACAAAUGUUGCUGCGUAUGUAAGUUGGAUAAAAGAACAAAUAUCACUAUAUGAUUCAGCAGAAGGCUGCAUACUUCCAAAGAACUCUGCAAAGUUCAGAUACCCAAGGACAGCAUAUAAUGUAGGCGAGACGUUAACCGAGUUUGAUUGUGACCCUGGGUUUAUUGUAUCAUCACCAAGUAUAAUGACAUGUCAGAAAGGUGGAUCAUGGUCAGAUAAUGUUGUAUGCCAAAGGGGUUGCUCACUUCCAAAUCAUGCAGCGAAUCAUAAACGUUGGGGAACAACUUUCGGUCCUGGAGAAACUGUUAACAACUUUUUUUGCGACCAUGGUUAUGUUCUGUCAUCUGAAAAAGGAAUGACAUGUCGACAUGAUGGAUCUUGGUCACACACUGUUACAUGUAUUAAAGGUUGCACACUUCCAAAUCAUGCAGCAAAUUCUAAAGAUUUGAGAACAACUUUUAGCCCUGGAGAAACUUUAAACAACUUUCAUUGCAAUCAGGGUUAUGUUCUAUCAUCACAAAACGGAAUGACAUGUCGACAUGAUGGAUCAUGGUCAGAAAUUGUUACAUGCGUUAAAGUUUGCAAACUUCCGAAUAAUGCAGCAAAUUAUAAACGUUGGAGAACAACAUUCACACCUGGAGAAACUUUAAACGACUUUUAUUGCAAUCAGGGUUAUGUUCUAUCAUCACUACACGGAAUGACAUGUCGACAUGAUGGAUCUUGGUCAAAAAUUGUUACAUGUAUUAAAGAAUGUGAUUCAAAGGCAAGUUCAAAGAAGCGAACCCACUAAAACUAUUAGGAUUUCUACAGACUACUAUAUAUUCAGCAAAGUAUUUUACCUAUAUAAUAUUUUUAUGAGUCAAUGUUUUAAAAACAUUCCAACUCAGGCUGAAAACUUUAAUACGUACCAUAUGGGAAUUUGGAGAGUAAUAAAUAAAAAUGUAUGUGUCAAUUCCCAGAACUUUGAAGGAAAAAACAUGUAAAAUGACAGGUAAAUAUACAACAGAUGUGACUAUGUGUUUAACAUUCCAAAUAAUGAAAUAUACUACUGUUGUAUUGAUGUAAAGUGUAGUAGGCAACAUUAAAAGCAACAAUACAA
Messenger RNA from Mercenaria mercenaria, 1810 nucleotides. Its product is annotated as sushi, von Willebrand factor type A, EGF and pentraxin domain-containing protein 1-like. Gene Ontology annotation, molecular function: serine-type endopeptidase activity. The record is from RefSeq and is a predicted model, not a curated record. Lineage: Eukaryota; Metazoa; Mollusca; Bivalvia; Venerida; Veneridae. Gene Ontology annotation, biological process: proteolysis. The coding region runs from base 329 to 1501 and encodes 390 amino acids. The transcript has 9 exons.